GUGGAGGAGGAGGAGGAGGAGGAGUGAAGCCAUCUUUGUGGCACUUUUAUCAGCAUGGCGCACAUCCUCUGAGCGCCAAGAGAUGGACGAGCGCGAAGCAAGGACACGCAACAAAGUGUCCAAAGAGAGCAAACUCAGACUGCGUGUGAUCUUCUUGGACGACAGUGAACGCACCUUUGAAGUGGAGCAAAAAGUUCUGGGCUGCGACUUCUUCAACAAAGUGUGUGGUCACUUGAAGCUCCUGGAGAAGGAGUACUUCGGCCUGGAGUUCAGACACCACAGCGGCAACUAUGUGUGGCUGGAGCUGCUCAAGCCGCUAGCAAAGCAGAUUACAUACACCAGCGAUCUGUUCUUCAGAUUCAUAGUCAAGUUCUUCCCUCCAGACCCUGGACAACUAAAGCGAGGCCUCACUCGCUAUCUUUUUGCCUUGCAGGUCAAGCAGGACUUGUCCAACGGCAGUCUGACAUGCAAUGAUAACAGCGCCGCCCUGCUGGUCUCUCAUAUACUGCAAUCGGAGCUUGGGGACUAUGAUGAAGAGCUGGAUCAUCAGCAACUGGAGAUGAAGCACUACAUUCCCAACCAGGAGUACCUGGACCACAAGAUCACCAAACUCCACAAAAAACACAGAGGUGUGUCACCGGCUGAGUCGGACGUGCACCUGCUGGAAGUGGCCAGAAGGUUGGACAUGUAUGGCAUCAGGCCACAUGCCGCCAGCGACGGCGAGGGCAUGCGCAUCAAUCUGGCGGUGACGCACUGCGGGGUGCUGGUUUUUCAGGGGAACACAAAGAUCAAUACCUUCAGCUGGGCCAAGAUUCGCAAACUGAGCUUCAAACGGAAGCACUUCCUUAUUAAGCUGCAUGAUAAAGUUGGGCCGUCUCUUAAGGAUACGCUGGAGUUCUGCAUGGCAAGCAGGGACGUGUGCAAGGCCUUCUGGAAGAUGUGCGUGGAGUAUCAUGCGUUCUUCAGACUAGCCGAAGAGCCGCAGGUGGUGCACAGGAAGACGCUGCUGUCGUGUAAAGGCUCCGGUUUCCGAUACAGUGGGCGGACACAGAAGCAGCUGCUGGAGUGUUUAGGUUCCAGCGAGAAGAAGCCUUCAAACUUUCACAGGACUUCCUGUCCAUCAGAAUCCAGACACUGCAGAUCCUCUCCUGACAUCCUCACAGACGUCUCCUUACAACUAUAUGACGACGAGCUGUUCCCACGCUCCACUUGUGCCUUGGAGGAUGGCGACUUGAGAAAAGGCAGAGCUAAGCGCAGCCAAUCGUCUGUGGAGGUCACGCCGAGGUGUCGCGGCCUGGCUCGGGUCACACCCCUCUCGCCUCAGAUCCGUUCUGCGUCUUCAUCCGAGAAGGAGGACCCCCGUGAGGCGUGGUUGGGAGCGCAGCGCCAAGCUCAAAGGCUUGCCGGUAUCUACGGCAACCACUCACGCCGCCGGCCCAACCCGCAGCCGCACCCAACACAGCAGCUGGUUCUCCUGUACCCCAACGACCCCGCCUACCAGUACCACCCUGUGCUCCCCACGUUCCCGUACUUGUCUGACUGCGUCUCUGCUUCCUCUCUGGAGCGUUUGCCGCAGCCAAGUCGGCGUGACGGACUUUGGCGGCCAUCUCUUCACCCUCUAGGCCAAGAUCCCGCGUCCUAUUCACCGCUUAGGAGGAACCUGCAGGCUUCAAGCUCAGGCGGGGCAGGAUUGGGUAGUGCCUACCAAACAGGAAGCAACGGGGCGAGGUUAUUGGGUGUGCGCCACACAGAGGCGGGUCAUUACAGCGAUGACUGCAGCUUUCUCCCUGGCCUUCCUCGCCGUGUGGCAAGCCAACCGGACGUCAAGUUUCACCUCUCAAGAAGUUCUAACCCCGCCUCUGAAUACCGCCCCCUGGGGUACUACCCCCACUUGACACGCCCCUCCCGGCCCACCUACUUGCCCCUAAACUCCUCCCCUUUGCCUCAACGCCCCACCUCUUUGUGCAUGGCAGCCACUGCCGCCACAGGAAGCUACAGCGACUCAGACCCGGAGGUUUUCUACCCAUACUACUGUCCGCCGCCGCCGCUGCCACCGCUCGGCAGGUUGAUGCGGCCAAGCGGACUAGCCCGCAUGAGGUUCUCCUCUGGGAGCCUCCAGCUGGAUGAGGAGGAAGAGGAUAAGGAAAGCGAUAAGGAGAAAAAUGAGGGGACAAAAGGUGCUGCAAAAGUCACUAAAGUGACUUUGUAGUACAAACAAUUAUUAGAUUUGUCAAACUGCGUCAAAUAAACACGGAAGUGGACAACAUUGUCAAUCAAUCUUAAAUAUUUAUUCAUAAAAAUCUACGUCCCGCUACAAAAAAAAAAAAAAAUCUCUAAAAGCUCAUUUAACAUUCCCACAGAGUAAGCAUUGUCACAUCCCUUAACUUUAUAUGUGUAAAAAAUAUAUAUAUACUGUAUAUACACAAGGACCAGCGAUAGUGUCUUUGGUUCAAAGUGUCAGUAACACUUUUAGGAAGCUAAAUAGCUACACAGGCUAACAGCAGUAGCAAACAAUAAGCUUCUUGCCAACUGGUGUAACACUAACUCACUGUUAACAUCAUUUUUAAUGAGGGCGUCCUGUUCAAAAGUGUUACUGAGGCCGAGAAGACAAAUCUAAUAAUAAUAAUAAUAAUAAUGAUAAUAAUAAUAAUAACAAUCAUGGCAUAUGGUUUUUGUCAAGUGCUACUGAACAAACAUUUAACAUAAAGCUGCGCCGCUGCACAACACUAAAGGCACACGGUGAAGAUGUUUGACAAAAAUAAAGAGUUACUAACUCCCAAUUCCUCACUUCAUGCAGCAGCAGUGAAGUAAAUGAUGUGUGUGUGUGUGUGUGUGUGUGUGUGUGGAGACGUUGCACAGCAAGUCUCCGUGCUGAGACCCAGUCUCUCUUCAUUCAGUACACU
This is a messenger RNA of Doryrhamphus excisus (bluestripe pipefish), 2903 nucleotides long. Its product is annotated as FERM domain-containing protein 7. Gene Ontology annotation, cellular component: cytoskeleton. Lineage: Eukaryota; Metazoa; Chordata; Actinopteri; Syngnathiformes; Syngnathidae. Gene Ontology annotation, molecular function: guanyl-nucleotide exchange factor activity. The record is from RefSeq and is a predicted model, not a curated record.